Messenger RNA from Portunus trituberculatus (swimming crab), 2201 nucleotides. It is a transcript of the gene cni, whose product is annotated as protein cornichon-like. Lineage: Eukaryota; Metazoa; Arthropoda; Malacostraca; Decapoda; Portunidae. The coding region runs from base 73 to 510 and encodes 145 amino acids. Gene Ontology annotation, biological process: endoplasmic reticulum to Golgi vesicle-mediated transport. Gene Ontology annotation, cellular component: COPII-coated ER to Golgi transport vesicle; endoplasmic reticulum membrane. The record is from RefSeq and is a predicted model, not a curated record. The transcript has 5 exons.
GGUGAGUUGCAAGGCUCCGUUGGUGAGGCGUGAGUUUUGCCGCACCGCAACGAACACUCGCCACACAUAAACAUGGCGUUCACUUUUGCUGCUUUGUCAUAUAUUGUGGCACUGAUUGUUGAUGCCUUCCUCAUCUUCUUUGCCAUUUUCCACAUAAUUGCAUUUGAUGAACUGAAGACAGACUACAAAAAUCCAAUUGACCAGUGCAACAGUCUCAACCCGCUGGUAUUACCUGAGUAUGCUUUGCACCUCUUCUUCAAUUUACUGUUCCUGGUAGCGGGAGAAUGGUUUUCAUUGCUGCUGAACCUGCCACUCAUCCUCUACCACAUUCAAAGAUACCGCACCCGGCCAGUGAUGAGUGGACCUGGGCUGUACGACCCCACCAGCAUCAUGAACCAUGAAGUGUUGAGUCAGUGUCAGCGGGAGGGUUGGGUCAAGCUGGCAUUCUAUCUCCUGGCAUUUUUCUACUAUCUGUAUGGAAUGAUUGUUUCACUGAUCUCAGGAGCAUAAGCUUAUUGGAAGAAGUGUAUCCAUCGUGAAUGUGAAGGCACCUGUUGACGCUUUGCUGUAGCUGCAUCAGUGUGAAAACAGUCAACUACUGUACAUGAAACUUCACUCAUGCCACCAUGUCAAGAUUUUUGCUUCCAAUUUUUUUUUUUUUUCUUCUUUUUUAUUUAUAUUUAUAUAUUUUUUUUUCUCUCUCUCUCUCUCUCUUCCCUCUCCAUAGGAUCAGUUGUGUAUUAUGUAUGUGAUAUUGAAUUCAGCAUUUUGUAAGGCAUAUUAUGAGAAUUAUUUGAGAUCUUUGGCUGUAUUAUGAUUAAUCAAAGGUAUACAUUUCCUACUGCCUGGAUAAUACUAUAUUAUAAGAAUAUUAUCAAUACAUUUUUUGCAUUACUUUACUUGGAAUGAUGUGGUCUGUUGUGGACAAUACCCAUCGAGUGAUUUAUUAGACACAGGUUGAGGUCAGGUGAGAUCAGGUGCAUGGUAAUGUGAAGGUAACAAUGCCUGUUAUGAGUCACUUCCCGACACCUUCCAGAGUAGUCAUUGUAAACCAGGAACAACUUUUGUGUCACCAAAGACAUUAUGCCAGAGGUCUUGCUGCCAACAAAAGAGGUAUUUUCACCACUUGUUUUUUAUGCACCAGGUAUUACAGUUGAAGUGUACCUAGGAAUGCACAGGUGUUUAAUUAUGUACUGUAUUCAGGUGGAUGUAGUUACCACUCAAGUCUAACACAGCACAAAUAGUCCAUGUGAGUGGAGAGAAGAUAGUUCUUGUGUUGGUUGGCAGGUUUAAAGUUUUAUGGUGAAAUUGUGCAUAGACACCAGGAUAUAAUUUGGCUGCAUAGGAGGGAAUGAGUUAUAAGUAAAAUUAAGAUAGACUUGUUGCAGAGUUGCUUGGGAGAGAUUCCUUAUCAGCACUGCCAUGGUUGUAAAUGUAUGGUGUGUGUGUGUGUGUGUGUGUGUGUGUGUGUGUGUGUGUGUGUGUGUGUGUGUGUGUGUGUGUGUGUGUGUGAAUGAUUGUGUCAUUGUAUGUGUACUUACCUGUGCCUUUGCCAGUUUUAUAAUUUAGCCAGUGAACAAUGAUUUGUUUUGAUGUCCAUGAUCAGUCUUGCAUAGUGAAAAAUAAGGUUCAAGAUUUCUCAGAUUCUGAGUUUGUAAUCAAAGGCAGAUAUGACGUCCCUAAAUAUAUGAACCCAGCAUACCAGUUUAUGAACCUUACUUAAUUAUCUUUUCUUUAUCAGUCUAUAUUGUGUUUGUACUUUGUAUGGUUUGUUCUUUUGUUAUUUUCUACCUUUGGUUAUCAUUAUGUUGUGUUUCACUAGGACUUCAAACUGUGGAGUGCCAUCAGGGCUGGGUGUAUUCUGCUGUGUUGGGAAAUGAUGUGUUACAGUGUGUCACAAAUAACACUGGUAAUAAAACAAUACUUGUUCUCAAUUUGCAAUCCAUUUCCAUCAUGAAUCUGAGAUCAUACUUGAACUACGUAUACUAAGUUUUUUUAGUGUUAUUAUUGGGCAGUCAAAGUAUCUUUUGUGAAUGCAUUACUUCUGUUAAGAUAAAGGAAAGAAGUAAUGAGCACAAUUAUUCAGUGAAAUUGUAAAAUAUUUUCAGAUAAGUUUGUGCAACCAAUGCCAUACUCUUGAAGCAGUAAUACUACCCCAUGGAGUGUGUUGAAGAUACUAAUAUAAAGCUAUCAAACACUGA